Brettanomyces bruxellensis is the source of this 1383-nucleotide messenger RNA. RefSeq names its product DExD/H-box ATP-dependent RNA helicase dhh1 (gene DHH1). Gene Ontology annotation, biological process: P-body assembly; cytoplasmic stress granule assembly. Gene Ontology annotation, cellular component: cytoplasmic stress granule; P-body. Gene Ontology annotation, molecular function: mRNA binding; ATP binding; RNA helicase activity. The record is from RefSeq and is a predicted model, not a curated record. The coding region runs from base 1 to 1383 and encodes 460 amino acids. NCBI's taxonomy places the organism in Eukaryota, Fungi, Ascomycota, Pichiomycetes, Pichiales, Pichiaceae. The transcript has a single exon.
AUGUCAACUGAAGAAUGGAAAAACAAGCUGCGUCUCCCUCCGAAGGACACGCGGCGUCAGACUAAUGAUGUUCUGGGAACGAAGGGAAACACCUUUGAAAGUUUCCAUCUGAAAAGGGAGCUUCUGAUGGGUAUAUUUGAAGCAGGCUUUGAGAAACCUUCACCUAUUCAGGAGGAGGCAAUUCCAGUGGCUCUUAUGGGUAGAGAUAUUCUUGCACGUGCCAAAAAUGGUACCGGUAAAACUGCAGCUUUUGUUAUUCCAACAUUAGAGAAGAUCAAACCUCGUUUGAAUAAAAUUCAAGCUCUUAUUCUUGUUCCUACCAGAGAGUUGGCCUUACAGACAUCACAAGUGGUGAAAACUCUUUCCAAACAUAUGGAGAUCAACACUAUGGUUACCACUGGUGGUACAUCUCUUCGAGAUGAUAUUUUACGUUUGCACGAUCCUGUUCACAUAAUGGUGGGUACACCUGGAAGAGUGCUAGAUUUAGCUUCGAGAAGAUUGGCUGUUUUUGAUGAGUGUAAGGUCUUUGUCAUGGACGAAGCCGACAAAAUGCUCUCACGCGAGUUUAAAAUCAUUAUUGAGCAGAUUCUUAAGUUCUUCCCACAAUCAGAACCUGGCAAAGGUAAUGCCUACCAGUCACUUUUAUUCUCUGCUACUUUCCCGAUCACAGUUAAGGCAUUCAUGGAUGAUCACUUGUACAAGCCAUAUGAAAUUAACUUGAUGGAUGAAUUGACUUUAAAAGGUAUUACACAAUUUUACGCAUUUGUUGAAGAACGACAGAAACUUCACUGUUUGAACACUCUUUUCUCCAAGCUUCAGAUUAAUCAGGCCAUUAUAUUCUGUAACUCGGCAAACAGAGUUGAGCUAUUGGCAAAGAAGAUCACCGAGCUAGAUUUCUCGUGUUAUUACUCACAUGCAAGAAUGCCUCAGGCAGAGAGAAAUAAGGUUUUUCAUGAAUUCCGCCAAGGUAAAGUCAGAAACUUGGUCUGCACAGACUUAUUAACCAGAGGAAUCGAUAUUCAGGCCGUUAACGUCGUUAUAAACUUUGAUUUUCCAAAGACUGCAGAAACUUAUCUUCACAGAAUCGGUCGUUCCGGAAGAUUUGGCCAUUAUGGUAUUGCAAUUAACCUUAUUAAUUGGAAUGAUCGUUUUAACCUUUACAAGAUCGAGCAAGAACUUGGUACCGAGAUAAAGCCAAUUCCAGCACAGAUUGACAAAUCACUUUAUGUUAUUGAUCAACCAUCAUCAGUUCCAAGACCAUUUAAGAUUGACAAUCUCCCUAAGGCCAAUGAAAGAGCUCCUCGAAGAUUUUAUAAUGGUCAAGGCGAACAGGAGGGUCCUCCAGUUCAACAGUUUGCCCCACAACCUCAACAGCAGUACUGA